Oncorhynchus masou masou (cherry salmon) is the source of this 4516-nucleotide messenger RNA. RefSeq names its product phosphatidylinositol 3,4,5-trisphosphate 5-phosphatase 2A-like. Gene Ontology annotation, biological process: phosphatidylinositol dephosphorylation; negative regulation of insulin-like growth factor receptor signaling pathway; regulation of immune response. Gene Ontology annotation, cellular component: cytosol. The transcript has 27 exons. Lineage: Eukaryota; Metazoa; Chordata; Actinopteri; Salmoniformes; Salmonidae. Gene Ontology annotation, molecular function: protein binding; inositol-polyphosphate 5-phosphatase activity. The record is from RefSeq and is a predicted model, not a curated record. Bases 252 to 3971 code for a protein of 1239 amino acids.
AGCUGCAAUGCCUCCCACUCUCCGGUUCGCUCCAUCUCCAUGAUUUCCGUGGGAAGCGCCGCGGAGCCUCUAUGGCAGACUUUCAGGAACUGAGGAAGCGUCAGAAACGAACCACCGAGAAGUAUUAACUUCUCACGUUUCUCGCGUUUCCCAACUCUGAUUCACACUACUCGCACUCGAAUCUUUGUCGAUUUAUCGCCUCGUUCAGCUUGUUUAACUCAGGAAACCGUGUGUUUUCUGGGGCUGUUGCGAUGGCCGGUGGCGGCGGGGUGUCGCCGCUGGGGCUAGCGCCUCCGUUGUGGUAUCACCGGGACCUGAGUCGAGCUGCUGCCGAGGAGCUGCUGGCCCGCGCGGGACGAGACGGGAGUUUCCUGGUUCGGGACAGCGAAAGUGUUAACGGGGCGUACGCCUUGUGUGUGCUGUUUCAGAAGCAUGUCCACACCUAUAGGGUUCUCCCAGAUGAAGAGGGAUUCUUGGCAGUCCAGACGUCUCAGGGGGUGCAGCCGAAGCGGUUUAAGAGCCUCCCAGAGCUGGUCCUGUUGUACCUCCAGCCCAGCCAGGGACUGGUCAGCACUCUACUGUACCCCGUAGACAGAGAGGAGAGCAUCCCAGAGGACAGGGACUACUCAGAUGGUGAAGACGAGAAGCCACCCCUUCCUCCUCGUUCCGCCUCCACCUCCACAACACCUACAGGCUCCGCCCCGGAGACACCAACCGACAGCGCCCCUGCUGCUAACGGCCUGAGCACCAUUUCCCAUGAGUAUCUGAAGGGAAGCUACGCUCUGGACCUACAGGCUGUCAAACAGGGAGCCAGCUUUCUGCCCCACCUCAACAAGACACUGGUGUCCUCCUGCAAACGCCUCAAUGGGGAGGUGGAUAAGGUUCUGUCUGGACUGGAGAUCCUGUCCAAGGUGUUUGACCAACAGAGUGCCUUCAUGGUGUCCAAGAUGAUACAGCAGUCGGUGAAUCAGGGUGGAGAUCAGGAGUUGGAGAAUCUGGUCACUAAACUGGCUAUCCUCAAAGAUCUACUGUCUUCUAUAGAGAAGAAGGCUCUGAAGGCUGUGCAGGAUUUGAGUGUGUCCACUCUCUCCUCUCUUCCUCCUCUCACACGCCACAGCAAAACCAUCCCCGUACAGGCCUUUGAGGUGAAGUUGGAUGUGUACCUGGCAGACCUGACUAAAAUAGGGAAGAGUCAGAAGCACAGUCUGUCUGUGGACGUGGAGGGAGGGAUGCUUGUGGUGAUGAAGAAGAUGAAGGACAACCAGGAGGACUGGAACACCUUCACACACCACAAGAUCCGUCAGCUGAUCAAGUCUCAACGUGUUCAGAACAAGCUGGGCAUCGUGUUUGAGAAGGACAAGGAGAAGAGCCAGAGGAAAGACUUCAUCUUCGCCAGUGCUAAGAAGCGGGAGGCAUUUUGUCAGCUGCUGCAGCUGAUGAAGAACAAACAUUCCAACCAGGACGAACCAGACAUGAUCUCCGUCUUUAUAGGGACCUGGAACAUGGGUUCUGUGCCCUCCCCCAAGGCGGUGGGUUCCUGGCUGUUGUGUCGUGGGCUGGGGAAGACGCUGGAUGAGAUGACCGUAACCAUUCCUCAUGACCUCUACGUGUUCGGAACGCAGGAGAACUCUGUGUGUGACCGUGAGUGGGUCGACUCACUCCGCACCGCACUCAAAGAACACACAGAGCUGGAUUACAAACCGAUCGCGGUCCAGACUCUGUGGAACAUUAAGAUAGCGGUGCUGGUGAAACCAGAACAUGAAAACCGCAUCAGUCAUGUGGGAGUGUCCAGUGUCAAAACGGGUAUUGCUAAUACGCUGGGUAACAAAGGGGCAGUGGGCGUGUCUUUCAUGUUUAAUGGAACUUCCUUCGGCUUUGUGAACUGUCACCUGACAUCAGGCAACGAAAAGAUCGGCAGGAGGAACCAGAACUACCUGGAUAUCCUGCGGUUGCUCUCUCUAGGAGAUAAACAGCUGAGCUCCUUUGACAUCUCUCUACGCUUCACACACCUCUUCUGGCUGGGAGACCUCAACUACAGGCUGGACAUGGACAUACAGGAGAUCCUGAACUACAUCAACAGGAAAGAGUUUGAUCCUCUGCUGAAGGUGGACCAGCUCAACCUGGAGAGAGAGAAGAACAAGGUGUUCCUGCGCUUUGCGGAGGAGGAGAUAUCCUACCCACCCACCUACCGUUAUGAACGCGGAUCUAGAGAUACAUACGUGUGGCAGAAACAGAAGGCCACAGGGAUGAGGACUAACGUCCCCUCUUGGUGUGACAGGAUCCUAUGGAAGUCUUACCCUGAGACUCACAUUGUCUGUAACUCCUAUGGCUGUACAGAUGACGUGGUGACCAGUGACCACUCCCCAGUGUUCGGUACAUUUGAGGUGGGGGUCACCUCACAGUUCGUCUCCAAGAAAGGUCUGCCUAAGUCCUCUGAACAGGCCUAUAUAGAGUUUGAGAAUAUUGAGGCCAUAGUGAAGACGGCCAGCAGAACCAAGUUCUUUAUCGAGUUCUACUCUACCUGCCUGGAGGAGUUUAAGAAGAGUUAUGAGAAUGACAGUCAAAGCAGUGACAACAUCAACUUCCUGCGUGUGGGCUGGUCCAAUAAGCAGCUGACCACGCUGAAGCCCCUCCUCUCUGAGAUAGAAUAUCUCCAGGACCAACACCUGCUGCUCACCGUCAAAUCACUGGAUGGAUACGAGUCUUAUGGUGAGUGUGUGGUGGCUCUGAAGUCCAUGAUAGGCAGCACGGCACAGCAGUUCCAUACCUACCUGUCCCACAGAGGGGAGGAGACGGGCAACAUCAGAGGUUCCAUGAGGGUCCGCGUGCCAGCAGAGAGGAUGGGCACCAGGGAGAGGCUCUAUGAGUGGAUCAGUGUGGAUAAAGAUGAGACGGGAGGACACAGAGGCAGAUCCACCCUGCCCCCCCGAUCAGGACACGACUACGUCAAGCCGUCUUUGACACACAAACACGUGGGGGCGGUGCUUGGGAAGGUGAGCGAGGAGGGAGAGAGGGGUACCAAAGAAGAGGUGACUGCAGCAAGGGCGAAGCAGGACUCUGCAGAGGGAGACCCCUCCACCUGUAAAAACAACAGCUACAAUAAUCCCGCCUACUACAUCCUGGAAGGCGUUCCUAACCAAUCAGCUGCCACCCUGUCCUCGGAGCUCCUCCCCUCCCCCUGCUCCCCCCCAGCCGGUAAGGCACUCCUGUCUGGAGGGGGCAAGGGGAGGCCCUCCUCAGGGUCCUCCCACCCCCGCAGGCACACGGCUGGACACCCUGUCCGGCCCAUCAGUGAGGAGGGGUCCUCGGAGGAUGAUGGGAUUGCAGUGGUGGGGGUGGUGUCAGGUGGAGGAGCGGGAGGCACACUGAACCGUCCUCCUCCUGACUUCCCCCCUCCCCCCCUCCCUAAAGGAGCACUGGAGAUGGCUGACUCCCCCUUCUCCAAACCACGCCCCCUGUACCCCGACCUGGCCGAGGUGAAGAUCCCUGCAGCCAAUUCCAGUCCUACCUUCGUCCUGGGGGAGGACUUUAGGAGGGCAGGGCCCGGGGGGCUGGACGACCAGUCAUGUUCGGUGCUGCAGAUGGCGAAGACACUGAGUGAGAGCGAGUACCCCCCUCCUCCCUGUGCCCCCUCUGCACCCCCCCACCUCAGAGGCCAGGGGUUGGGGGACGCCUGUCGCACCUUCCCUCCCCGAGCCCCCAUCACAGAGAGCAUCGCUGAAGACCUACCAGAGGAAGCACUGUGGGGAAGCAGUAGCUCGUCUCUCUCCGUGGGGGAGUCGUCUGUGGGAGAGUGGCUACAGAGAUUAGGGCUGGAGCGCUAUGAGGAAGGUCUGCUACACAACGGAUGGGACGACCUGGAGUUCCUCAGUGACAUCACAGAGGAGGACCUAGAGGAAGCAGGCAUUCUAGACCCCGCCCACAAGAGGAUUCUGCUGGAGAGCCUGAGACAGCAGAAGCAGCAGAAGUGAGCUGAACCGGUCCAUGCUGAGCUGAGACGUGCUAAUCCAUGCCAGACUGUGCCUUCUGAGAGAAAUUGCACUCCAUUAUACUUUCUGUUGACCAACAGAUUUUUCGAACGUCCUUUUUUAGAUGUAUUGUACUGUGUAAGUGUCUUUAUGUUAAUGUAGCUGUGGCUGUUGUGUUAGCCAGCCUUAUUUAAACAGUAGAAACAUUUCAGUCCUUUGUUAAGAAUCAAAACAUGGACCUCUACCCUGCCACCUGCAUAACAGACCCCUUUCCUCUCACCCCGCCCCUUUCCUCUCACCCCGCCCCCUUCCCUCAUCCUGAGAAACCAUUCUGCUCCUGGGACAUAGUAGACAUUCAGUGACAUCAUCAGGCUGCGACUUCUUCGGGCUUGCCUCAGCUAGAAAAACAGCUUGGUAGAACUGAGUUUGUUAUUGUUUUUAUUCCGCUCAUGAAUAUGAUUAUUAAUGACUAUUUGUUCAUUGGUUCAGUGUUGUUUUGUUGUUGUGUGUUUUAUGUUUUUGAGAUAAAGGGAAUGUAGCGAACCGCA